AUGCAGUUCAACAUCCUCGCCCUUACCAUUGCCGCCAUGGCCUCCGUCGCAGUUGCCACUGAGACUGUCACCGUCUACGCUUGCCCAAGCUCCACUGGUAUCUCCAGCUCUGUUCCCACCGCAGGUGCUUCAUCUGGAGAGUCCUCCGGUCUCACCUCUGGUGAAUCUUCCGGCUCAGCUGUCGCCAGCGGUGUUGCUGUCCCAACCGCCUCAUCUGGUGUCGUUACCGGCGCGAGUGGUACUAGCUCUCCAAUUGCUUAUGCCAAUGGUGCUGCUGAUCACAUCCACGCUUCCGCUUUCGGAUUGGUUGUUGCUGGUGCCGUUGCUCUUUUCAUCUAA
Sclerotinia borealis F-4128 is the source of this 339-nucleotide messenger RNA. Lineage: Eukaryota; Fungi; Ascomycota; Leotiomycetes; Helotiales; Sclerotiniaceae. The record is from the annotation of a GenBank genome assembly.